Messenger RNA from Cygnus olor (mute swan), 4443 nucleotides. Its product is annotated as granulocyte-macrophage colony-stimulating factor receptor subunit alpha-like. NCBI's taxonomy places the organism in Eukaryota, Metazoa, Chordata, Aves, Anseriformes, Anatidae. The record is from RefSeq and is a predicted model, not a curated record. The coding region runs from base 187 to 1506 and encodes 439 amino acids. Gene Ontology annotation, molecular function: cytokine receptor activity; protein binding. The transcript is spliced from 11 exons. Gene Ontology annotation, cellular component: external side of plasma membrane; membrane. Gene Ontology annotation, biological process: cytokine-mediated signaling pathway.
GAUAAUCUGAGUAACUUUCUGACUUGCAGCAUUUGCAAUUGAACAUUUGCUUACAGUAAGAAAAGUGACAGAGCCAAACACUUGCAGGUUUAAGGGUCUUUGCAGCUCCGAUCCAUAAUCAAACACGAUAAAGGAGGAGGGUUUUUUCAAGAGGAGGCUUCGUUAUCUCUUUCCAGAGAAGGAAAGAUGUUUGAUACUCUUGGACUCAUUUGCAUGAUUUGGUGGUGUAUGACACUAUUUCAUCCCUUGCAUGCUGACCUCCAGUGUACAGAGCCAGAGACACAAGAAUCACCUAUCACAAGCUUGACAUGGAAUUGGGGAAGAAUGGAGCUGUCCUGGGAGAGCAGCGAGAAUUUCCCUAGUUAUAUUUGUACGAUGACAAGGGGUGGUGAACAUAGAAGGAUUCAGGUGCAGAACAGAAAAUGCAGGUUUUCAAUAGAAGUUAGUCUACCUUUGCACAGAGGAAUAAACUUUACCAUUGGAGUACCAGACAUGAACAUCUUAAAACAUUGUCAAUUUAUCCCUGAAGGUAUGAAUGGGUCAGCCAUUGAAAACUUCUCCUGUGUGAUUUAUAAUGUUUCUCUCAUGAACUGCACUUGGCAGGCAGGCAGGAAUGCUCCAGGAGAUACCCAGUAUUUUCUCUACUGGAAGAAUUCAAGUGAUGAGAACGAGACAGAAUGUGAGCUUUACAUUAAAGGUGAAAAUGGCAUGCACACAGGAUGCAGAUUCCAAAAUGUGAUGAUUAAAGACAAAACUGCUUACUUCAUGGUGAAUGGGUCUAGCAAAGAUUCCCAGAUCCAGUUCUAUGAUGACUACAUAAAAUUGUAUACAAUUGAAAGAUUCACUCCUCCAUUAAAUGUCAGUGUCAACUGUACUAGCAAUCCAGCAGGUUGCAUAAUUACAUGGCAAAAACCCCAUACAAGUUAUUGGAAAGAUGAAAAUUGCUUUGAGUAUGAAAUCAACAUACAAAAUAAGGAUGAGCCUGAAAAAGAUAAAAAAGAUCCUCCUGUAAUAGUAGAUGAAUAUAAAUACGAAUUCAAAAAUUAUAAUGUGAAAAAACAAUACAUUCUGAAAAUCAGAGCACGUGGAACAAACGUAUGUAUUGUAAACAGAAGCUGGGGGGAAUGGAGUGAACCAAUAGAGUUUGGUCAAGAAAAAGAUUACUUCAUUGUUGUGCUUUUACUUCUGAUAGUACUUGGAACAAUCUUAGUGACACUGCUCCUUUUUUUUCUUUGCAAAAGGUAUUGCAGUUUCAAAAGAAUAUUUCCUCCUAUUCCACAACCAAUAGACAAAUUUAACACAUCGCAUGAUGAAAAUAUCCAGGUAUGCUUUCUCAUUUAUUUAGUCAAAUUUGCAUAUAUUUUUUUUAUUUUUGCUUAUUUGUUUAUUGCCUACAAUGUUUCAACAGACAACACCUUUUUCAAUAAAGCUUUGAGAAGUGAGAAGUUUUCAAACCUUUACAAAGGCUCCUCAAAGCUAUGGUUAUUGAAACUCCUGUUUUGGUAACUGUAUACCAACACAUUGCCCUGAAGAUGAUAGGUAUCAUCUUUGGCUUUAAUAUAAGGUAGAUAGCAAUGCAACUUGGAUGAGUUUCCUCAUCCAUAAGUUACAAAAGCCUGGUAUCUCAUUUCCUAUCUGGCUACAGAACAGCAGUUCACAGUGUACCAAAUUAUAAAUUGGUAUUUGCUAGUAAAAUAGCAAGCAGUCCUUAAAUCUUGCAGACCCUCCAUCUGGAUGUUUAUGCUAAACUUGAGGGACCUCAAAAUCCCUGUACUUGUAUUACUGGAAUAACACAAACAACACCCAGAACCCAGGUUAUCUUUGUGGAUUCGGUUUCAUAAACUGUGGCAUGGGCACUUCCACGCAGGCAGCAACUGAUCAGUAGUAAUUGCCAAAGUUCAAGUUCACAGCUGCCAACCCUGUGAAGGUAUUUUUUCCAGUCUCUUACCUGCUUAACACCUUCCAGACUCUUCUUUGCCUAUUUUAGUCUCAAGAAUUAGUUUCAUCUCUUCUUCCCAAAGACGAUCAAUGGUAAAGAUGCUUGAAUGUUGUAAACCUUCAAAAAGGAUAAAGCAAAAAUGUGUUCUCAGGAGAACUUCCCCAUUGAAUACGAGGACUAUCUAUUCCUGGCAUUUAGGUUUAAUACAUUUAUGAACUCUUUUUAAACUUCCAGUGGUCCUUUGCUUCACCUUUCUGAUGCCUGUAUUUCCUCAUUUUGUCCCUGCUUCCUCUAACGACCUUUUCACAUCUUCUCAUUGUUUGUCCUGCUUCUUGACACAGCUAUCCCCUAGAUCAUUGAAAAAACUCAUGGUUUAUAACCCUAGACUCUGCACCGAGUUUGCACUUGCUUCCUUCACAUUUAUGUUUAAAGAGUGCUUGCUUUCCCCCAUUUGAUUUGGGUAAGAUUCUACUCAGUUCAGACAAUUUAUGUUCCUGGGAUCCUUCCUCAUUUUAUUUUAGUGAUCUUCCCUCACUUUGUCCUUUUAUGUCUAUCCCCUGCAACUACAAGCAUUUCAUACACAUCAGAACAGCAAAACCAAUAUGCCUUUGAAAGCAGGUGUGUCUAAUAUUUCUGAAUGUUCUCUGCUCAACAACAGUAUAUCUGUAACUUAUUGCAAGUUAAAGGCUAAUGAAUGUCUCUCUCCUAGACAGACGUGUUUCCAUCCAGUCUAAGCUGUACUAAGGAAGUAACUAUGGUUGAAGAGAUGACCUAACUUUCUAAAAAGAAAACAGACUUGGAUUCUUCAACACAAAAUCACGCAUCAUGACAAUCAACAAGCAUUUAAGGUGUUCUUCACAGUACAGACUAGAAAUAAACACCUAUGAAAUUUUCCCCCAUUAAAAACAACAACAAAAAAAAUAAAAUAAAAUGGAAUAGGAAGCUUUCUAAAAUACAGGCCUUAGAUUUAGAUUCCUGCUUUUUUGUAUGUACAUGUAAAAUUCCAGAUCUUUUUCUGUUAAAUGUAUUUUUCAAAAUAAACACAUUUUACCAAAUAAGUGCUUCAAUAAGGCAGAGAACAAAUGCUUUUUUUAAAAGUCAUUUAUUGUUUGCCUCUUAUGUUCCCACACUGCAUAAUCACAUUGAAAAUUGCUGCUGCAUGACUAAGGGAAGCAAUAUACUAGAAAAAUGAACACCAAGUAGUACAUGCUGAAGUGCACAGCAUAGCUAAUUGCAGUUCCACUUACAGAACAACCCACACUUACAUUGAUUUAUUUUCCUAUUUCCUCUGGUUAAAACCAAAUUCUGUAGUGGGGGGGUAUGAGAUUUGUCAUCCCCCUGUUCAAGAACUGCUCGAGUAAUUGUCACGCUUGGUUCUUCCUCACAAAGCUAGGCCACCAUGCACUCACAGCAAGGUUAUGCAAGGUGCUUUAUCUCUACCUUUCAAGCCACUGAUGUAGAAAGUAAGCCUACGCAACCUAUUUAUACAGACAACCUCUUCCCCUGCCCCCCCCCCAAUCAAUAUAAUUACAACUGAAACAGCAGCUUGAUUGGCAAGGUCAACAUCAAAUGACCUGCUCACAUCACAAGAGAGCUACCAUUACUGAACAAGGUAAAAAAAACACCUGCAGUAGGUACAUAAAGUUUGCCAUUAGCCUGUGUACAAAGUAGCUAUGUAAUGUACUUACAUUCAUACAACGAUGUUGAAAGCAGUGCUUGUGCCAAGGAACAUCAUGUUGGAGCCAAAUAAUCAGACAAAGCCAUGUAGUAAAUUUAAAUACCUCAUCUUGAGUAGCAACCUCAGAAGGCACAAAGAAAACCUCAGCUCAGUCAGCCUUCAAUGACUCAUACAAUGACACUGUUUACUUUCAGAUACAGGGCUAGUUCUUAAGAACAUGACUGGAAGAUGAACACCUUGCCUUCCUCUACUGGUCUCCCCACAUCCUUGUAGAUUACAGAGUACAAAAGCAAGAUUAUAUACACACAUAUGAAGAUCACAAUUUAAUUCCCCAUACUGCCAUUUGAGAUAAUGUACUACCUGUUUUAAGCCUUCAGACAAUCCUUGAAAGUAGACAUUAUUCAGUUAUUAUUGAAGGCUGACCUACCUUUACCUCUAUUUUAAAGCUACACAGGAUCAUGCAUGUUCCCUGUCACAUACCCUAACAAUCGCACCUCUAAAACUGAGCUUCAUUUCAGAUUAAAUCCAUCUUCCACAUAGGUACUGACCACUGCUAGAGAUCAGGCCAAGCACAGUCUUCAGUGGCAUGAUCAGCAUUUCCAAAUAGCAGCAACAAUACAAUAGAUAGGUCACUCAAACAUUAAAGGCAUUUCACUGGGUUCCUAGGUUUUUGCAUGAAUGUCAUGUGUUGCUUUCUAUAUUAACUUAAAGAAUAUACAUAUUCCAUUUUAAGUUGUUUCCAUAUUCCAUUUUAAGUUGCUUCACCAAGGGCAAGAGCAUCACUUUUUGACUGCCCUUGGAACUUUGGGUUCUUGUAGUGCUACAA